AUGUUCAUCUACAGACCCAGCGACCACAGCGCCUGGUGCCUGCUGCUCUCCCUUCUGCUCCUCCCAGUCUGGGAGGCUGGGAGCGGCCAGGUCCGCUACUCGGUCCCCGAGGAGGCCAAACACGGCACCUUCGUGGGCCGCAUCGCCCAGGACCUGGGGCUGGAGCUGGCCGAGCUGGUGCCCCGCCUGUUCCGCCUGGCGUCCAAGGGCCGCGGGGACCUUCUGGAGGUAAACCUGCAGAAUGGCAUUCUGUUUGUGAAUUCUCGGAUCGACCGCGAGGAGCUGUGCGGGCGGAGCGCGGAGUGCAGCCUGCACCUGGAGGUGAUCGUGGACAGGCCGCUGCAGGUGUUCCACGUGGAGGUGGAGGUGAGGGACAUUAACGACAACGCGCCGGUCUUCUCCGUCUCAGAGCAAAAGCUCUCCAUACCAGAAUCUCGACUGCUUGAUUCUAGAUUUCCACUAGAGGGCGCUGCUGACGCGGAUGUCGGCGAGAACGCAAUGCUUGCUUACAGACUUAGUCCAAAUGAGUUUUUCAUUCUUGAUACUAUAAACAAAAAAGACAAAGGCAAAUUUCCAGUGCUUGUUCUACGCAAACUGCUGGAUCGUGAAGAAAAUCCUCAAUUUCAGUUGUUAUUAACAGCAACUGAUGGAGGCAAACCCGAACUUACCGGAUCCGUUACUCUGCUGGUUGUGGUGUUGGAUGCCAACGACAAUGCGCCUGUAUUUGACCGAUCCGUUUAUGAAGUCAAGGUACGUGAAAACUCAGCGAACCAAACGUUAGUAAUAUGGCUAAACGCUUCUGAUGCGGAUGAAGGAACAAACAAGGAAAUGAUAUAUUCAUUUAGUUCUUUAGUUGCACCCAGCGUAAGGAGGAAAUUCCUGAUGGAUAACACGACAGGAGAAAUAACAGUAAAUGACCUUAUUGACUUUGAGGAUAGUAACACCUACGAAAUUCGUGUAGAUGUUACAGAUAAAGGAAGCCCACCUAUGGUCGGUCACUGCACCGUCUUAGUGGAAAUCCUUGAUGAAAAUGAUAAUUCACCGCAGGUGUUUGUCACUUCUUUGGCUCUCCCAGUGCCCGAGGAUGCUCAGGUGGGCACCGUCAUCGCCCUGAUCAGCGUGUCCGACCGCGACUCUGGCGCCAACGGGCAGGUGACCUGCUCGCUAUCACCCCAUGUCCCCUUCAGGCUGGUGUCCACCUUCAAGAACUACUAUUCGCUGGUGCUGGACAGCGCCCUGGACCGCGAGAGCGUGCCGAGCUACGGGGUGGUGGUGACCGCGCGCGACGGGGGCUCGCCUCCGCUGUCGGCCACGGCCAGCGUGUGGGUGGAGGUGGCCGACGUGAACGACAACGCGCCCGCGUUCGCGCAGCCCGAGCACACGGUGUUCGUGAGGGAGAACAACGCGCCCGGCCGCCACAUCUGCACGCUGUCGGCGCGCGACCCCGACGCGCAGGAGAACGCGCGGGUGUCCUACUCGCUGGUGGAGCGGCGGGUGGGCGAGCGCGCGCUGUCGAGCUACGUGUCGGUGCACGCGGAGAGCGGCCGGGUGUUCGCGCUGCAGCCGCUGGACCACGAGGAGCUGGAGCUGCUGCAGUUCCAGGUGAGCGCGCGCGACGCGGGCGUGCCGCCUCUGGGCAGCAACGUGACGCUGCAGGUGUUCGUGCUGGACGAGAACGACAACGCGCCCGCGCUGCUGCCGGGCGGCGCGGGCGAGCUGGUGCCGCGCUCGCUGGGCGCGGGCCACGUGGUGGCCAAGGUGCGCGCGGUGGACGCGGACUCGGGCUACAACGCGUGGCUGUCGUACGAGCUGCUGCAGCCGGCGGCGGCGGCGGCGGCGGGCGGCGCGCGCGGCCCGUUCCGCGUGGGGCUGUACACGGGCGAGAUCAGCACGACGCGCGCCCUGGACGAGGCGGACGCGCCGCGCCAGCGCCUGCUGGUGCUGGUGAAGGACCACGGCGAGCCGGCGCUCACGGCCACGGCCACGGUGCUGCUGUCGCUGGUGGAGAGCGGGCUGGCGCCCCGCGCGUCGUCGCGCGCGCCCGAGGGCGCGGCGGGCGCGCCGACGGCGCUGCUGGACGUGAACGUGUACCUGAUCGUCGCCAUCUGCGCCGUGUCCAGCCUGCUGGUGCUGACGCUGCUGCUGUACGUGGCGCUGCGCUGCGCGGCGCCGCCGGGCGAGGGCGCGGGCGCGGGCGCGGCCGGGAAGCCGGCGCUGGUGUGCGCCAGCGCGGUGGGGAGCUGGUCGUGCUCGCAGCAGCGGCGGCAGAGGGUGUGCUCCGGGGAGGGCCCGCCCAAGACCGACCUCAUGGCCUUCAGCCCCAGCCUUCCUCCGAGUUCAGUUCCAGAUAUGGAAGUGGAACAACAAUCCGUUGGAGGAGACCAGUACAGGAAGGUGUGUUAA
Talpa occidentalis (Iberian mole) is the source of this 2403-nucleotide messenger RNA. Its product is annotated as protocadherin alpha-10-like. Gene Ontology annotation, cellular component: plasma membrane. The transcript has a single exon. Bases 1 to 2403 code for a protein of 800 amino acids. NCBI's taxonomy places the organism in Eukaryota, Metazoa, Chordata, Mammalia, Eulipotyphla, Talpidae. The record is from RefSeq and is a predicted model, not a curated record. Gene Ontology annotation, biological process: homophilic cell-cell adhesion. Gene Ontology annotation, molecular function: calcium ion binding.